AUCCCACUCUCAAAGGAGCUGCACACACACCAACAGCCGACGCACAGUCUGGGCAGACACACUUACCACACUGGCAGGCACAGAGCUACGCACACACAAUUUCAUCCACCAGCUAUAAGACAAGAGGCAGUUCCAGCUGAAGGACAUAAAAUCCAGCUCAGAGCUCCAGCAUGGAUGUUUUUAAGAAGGGAUUCUCCAUCGCUAAGGAGGGAGUGGUGGCCGCUGCUGAGAAAACCAAAGCCGGGGUGGAGGAGGCAGCUGCCAAAACCAAGGAGGGGGUCAUGUAUGUGGGCACAAAGACAAAGGAAGGUGUUGUGACAAGUGUAAACACAGUUGCCCAGAAAACAACUGAUCAGGCAAAUCUUGUGAGUGAGACCACUGUGGCUGGAGCCAAUCAGGUGUCAGAGAAGACAGUGGAGGGGCUGGAGAGUGUGGUCGCAUCCACCGGCCUGGUCAAACUGGAGGAGCACUCGAAGCAAGAUGGAGCUGCAGAACAGUAGGGUGAUGUCGUGGUGAAUGCCCCUUGAUGAACACCCCGUGAUGCUCUGCUUCUUUGCAAAAGAGGAGAGAGUUCAUUAGCUGCUGGCCAUUCCUGAAUAUUAUCAUUGCUAAACCUCUAAUGGGCACAAAAAUAUAUCCUACUUCACUCCUUUCUCCUCACAAACAACCUCUACUUAUCUCAAGUUUACCUCUUUCCUUCACAUAGACAUAUACACAUACAGAGAUACUCAUGUAACAUGACAUUAUUAUUUAGCUAUGUGAGGUUUACCUACAGUGUUCAUUGCAUGUAAUUACCACAUUUGUGGUGCAUGUGCUUGUGUUUUGGAGAUCAUAUUAACUAGCCCUGAAAACUGGUGUCCACCAGUUUUCCUCCAUUAAGAAUUAUUUCAGAUACAAAACAUUCCAGACAAUACACACUAUCAAUCUUUUGUCCACUGUUGUUGCUUAUAUCACCAAAGAUGUUUGAGACAUGAGUCAGAAGAAGAUGGAAUGUGAAGUGUGAAGAAUAUAGCAAGUGUCUGUGUAGAUUCUCUUAAAGUAUAGUUCAGCAAAAAAUGAAAAUGACCAUGCUCAUGUUAUCUCUGAUGUGUAUGACUUACUUUCUUCUGCAAAACACAAUAAAAUGUCCAUACAAUGCAAGUGAAUGGUGACCAAAACCUUGAAGCUCCAAAAAGCACAAAGGCAGCAUAAAGGUUAUCCAUCAGACUCCAGUGGUUUAAUCAAUGUCUUCUUAAGCAAUCCAGUUGGUUUUGGGUGAGAACAGACCAAAAUAUAACAAGUUUUUCACUGUACGUCUUGUUAUUUCAGUCUUUAGGCAGGAUCAUGAUUUAAAGCUUGAUUAUUCUUCCUAGUUCUUGACGCGUGCACAGAGUGCUGGAUGGCGCAAUAGGAAUCUUAUGAUCACCAAGAAGACUGCUUUUAAGAUGUACAGGGAAAAAGUAACAUUUUGGUCUGUUCUCACCCGAAACCGAUUGCAUCACUUCAGAAGACAUGGAUUAAACCACUUAUGUAUAACUUUUAUGCUGACUUUAUGUGCUUUUUGGAGCUUCACAUUUUUGGUUAUCAUUCACUUGCAUUGUUAUGGACCUACAGAGUGGAGAUAUUCUUCUAAAAAUCUUAAUUUGUAUUCUGUAGAAGAAAGUCAUACACAUCUGGGAUAGCAUGAGAGAGAAAAAAAUUAUUAGAAUUAAAGUUUUUGGUGAACUUUAAGUGCUUUAGUAUGAUUACAAAAUGUUCAAUUUUCUAUUAAGGCUUUGAUAAUAUCCUUAUAUGAAUUCUUCUAUAGUUUAAUUCUAAUUCUACGUUCCAUUCUAAUCAUCUUCAUUCUCUUUAAAAUUAGCAUAUUAUGUCAGAGCAGUUGCUUGGUUUCAGUAUUUGUUGAUGUCUAUGGAAGCCAUGCAUGCUGACUCAUGAUUACACAAAUUCUAACUCAUCAAAUUCCUGUACUUAACUCAUUAUUCCCCAUGAAGUCUUAGAAGACAGCUGAAGGUUUUUUCAUCUGUAAUCAAUUGUUUUGUGAAAAAUAAAACAAAAAAACUGUA
Messenger RNA from Xyrauchen texanus (razorback sucker), 2042 nucleotides. It is a transcript of the gene sncga, whose product is annotated as synuclein, gamma a. Gene Ontology annotation, molecular function: cuprous ion binding. The record is from RefSeq and is a predicted model, not a curated record. Gene Ontology annotation, cellular component: cytoplasm; neuronal cell body; axon terminus. Gene Ontology annotation, biological process: synaptic vesicle endocytosis; synapse organization; chemical synaptic transmission. Bases 171 to 500 code for a protein of 109 amino acids. NCBI's taxonomy places the organism in Eukaryota, Metazoa, Chordata, Actinopteri, Cypriniformes, Catostomidae. The transcript has 5 exons.